This is a messenger RNA of Sphenostylis stenocarpa, 1023 nucleotides long. NCBI's taxonomy places the organism in Eukaryota, Viridiplantae, Streptophyta, Magnoliopsida, Fabales, Fabaceae. The record is from the annotation of a GenBank genome assembly.
AUGUUGAUAAAAAUUGCAGCAAUUUUCUUGGUAGGGCUUCUGGCCUUGGCAUAUCAGGCCAUUCAGCCUCCACCCCCAAGAACAUGCGGUUCACCACAUGGUCCACCCGUCACAGCACCAAGGAUUAAGCUCAGAGAUGGAAGGCACUUAGCCUACAAGGAACAUGGGGUGCCUCGAGAACUCGCCAAGAACAAGAUUGUCUUCUUACAUGGCUUUGGUAGCUGCAGACAUGAUGCUGUAAUUGCAACAAACCUCCCCAAAGGGCUUCUUGAGGAACUUGGAGUAUACAUUGUGUCUUUUGAUAGACCAGGGUAUGGAGAAAGUGACCCUGAUCCUAAUCGAACGGUAAAAAGUUUGGCACUUGAUGUUGAAGAGCUUGCAGACAAGUUGGAACUGGGAGCCAAGUUCUAUGUCAUGGGAUUUUCUAUGGGAGGACAAGCUGUGUGGGGUUGCCUCAAGUACAUUCCUCAUAGACUUGCAGGGGCAACACUGAUGACACCGGUGAUAAAUUAUUGGUGGCAUAACCUUCCUUCCAACAUGACAACAAAGGCCUACUAUGACCAACCCACACAAGACCAAUGGGCUCUGCGAGUUGCUCACUACUUUCCAUGGCUAACAUACUGGUGGUUUACUCAGAACUGGUUUCCUUCAUCAAGUGUUGUUCAACGCAACCCUGCUAUUUUCUCCCAUCAAGAUUUAUCAAUCCUCUCCAAACUCCGUAGACCAUAUCAGUCACAGGUGCAGCAACAAGGUGAAGCUGAAUCCAUUUGUCGGGAGGCCAGAAUUGGGUUUGGAAGGUGGGAUUUUGAUCCCCUUGAUAUUGAUAACCCUUUUCCAGAUAAUACAGGGCAUGUUCAUCUAUGGCAAGGUGAUGACGAUAAGAUUAUCCCUGUCAUGCUGCAGCGCUACAUUGCCCAAAACAUUCCUUGGAUUCAAUACCAUGAAGUGCCUGGUUCUGGACACUUAUUUCCACACAUUGAGGAAAUCACUGCCACUAUCAUCAAAACACAAUUAGUCCAUUGA